Sesamum indicum (sesame) is the source of this 1212-nucleotide messenger RNA. RefSeq names its product pirin-like protein. The record is from RefSeq and is a predicted model, not a curated record. NCBI's taxonomy places the organism in Eukaryota, Viridiplantae, Streptophyta, Magnoliopsida, Lamiales, Pedaliaceae.
AGAAAUGUGAGAGUGGACUUUCUAGAGAAAGGGGUGUUGAUCACAUCAUUUCUGCAUCUAGACUUGUAUUCUUCCAUCUCACCCGAAAACCCUCUUGCUUUUUGAGAAAUAUAUGAUCAUGUCUGUGACAGAUCAAAGGUUUGAGUUCCAACGGCCGAGGUUGAUUGCCAAGAAAGUCUUGGCCGAGCCCCGGGUUGCGGGUCGGGGUGCAGUCUUCAGAAGAAGCAUUGGGAGGCCGGAGUUAGAGUCCCUCGAUCCCUUCCUCUUGCUAGAUGACUUUUCUCUUUCACCUCCUGCUGGAUUCCCCGACCAUCCCCACAGAGGCUUUGAGACUGUUACAUACGUGUUGCAGGGAGGGAUCAGUCAUCAAGAUUUUGCUGGUAACAAGGGCAUCAUACAUGCAGGCGACGUGCAGUGGAUGACCGCCGGGAGGGGUAUGGUUCACUCGGAAAUGCCUGCAGGAGAAGGCACUCACACAGGUCUGCAAUUGUGGAUCAAUCUUGCUUCCAAGGAUAAGAUGAUUGAGCCUAUGUACCAAGAAUUGCUGUCUGAUGACAUCCCAAAGGCAGAGAAAGAGGGCGUUGAAGUUAAAGUGAUUGCAGGGGAAGCAAUGGGGGUUCAGUCGUCGCUUUAUACUCGAACCCCAACAAUGUACCUUGAUUUCACUCUAAAACCGAAUGCUGAAUACCAUCAAAGCAUCCCGGAACCUUGGAAUAGUUUUGUAUACAUAAUUGAAGGAGAAGGGGUGUUCGGGAUGCCAAAUUCGAGCCGGCGAAGCGCUCACCACAUCUUGGUGUUGGGGCCGGGAGAGGGGGUGAGUAUGUGGAACAAGUCCUCCAAGCCAUUGAGGUUCAUUUUGGGAGGUGGGCUGCCACUGAAUGAACCAGUGGUUCAGCAUGGCCCUUUUGUGAUGAACACACAAGCUGAAAUUGACAAGGCCAUUGAGGACUAUAACUAUGCCAAGAAUGGGUUUGAAAUGGCCAGACAGUGGAGAUCUAAGUGAGUAUCAACAUCCAACAUUAAUAAGGUCAAAAACCAGAUGUUCUUCAUAUAUCUGUCACUUUGAAUGCUACUUCUAGCUUGAUUUCAAGAACAAUAGAAUCAAGAUUUCUCACUUUCUUCGGUCAACAACUACCGCCCCAUCUUCUUGUCUCAGCAGGACUUGGCUUUAGCCCAGUUUUUCAACUAUAACCCAUUAGUUUUUCUUUCUCA